GUCACACACAUACUCCGCUGUCUCCGCUCGAGGAGUUAAAGGGCCGCGGAACGUCAGCGAAACCACACCGAAAAUAGCCAACGUUCAGCGUUAAAUGAACUCGGGAAAAGUCGCAAUUAAAAGAGGAAGAAUGACGUUCCCACAAUGAAGGUUGCCGUGGUGAAAAGAGACCAUCCCUCACUCAUUCGUGGCCGUCCGCAGCUGUUAUGAACCCCAGUUCGUCCACCAGUCGCUGUGAUGGCUGCCCCGCUGCUACUGACCCCACGGAUGAUUGGCUCUUCCUUUCCCCCGAACCACCGGAGGCUUUGGACCAAGAGGUGUGCAUGGAGGACCAGGAGGCCGAGGACAAAGGCAAAUUCAAAUCCAAAUUGGUCUCGGCUUGGAACAGUGUCAAAUAUGGCUGGUCCUUGAAGCAGAAAUCAAAAUUCCGCAAAAGCUCCCCGCUUGUCAUGUUAGGAAAGUCCUUCAAUCUCAGGGAUGAGGGGGACAGAGAGUGUUUCCACCGCUCCUUUACGUCUCUCCUGUGGUUAACGUACAGACGGGGCUUCCCUCAGCUGCCCGGCUGCUCCCUGACAACUGACAGCGGUUGGGGUUGCGUUAUACGCACCGGCCAGAUGCUGCUGGCUCGAGGACUGCUCUUACACCUGAUGCCCCCAGGCUGGCUUUGGUCCGUGAGAUACUGCGCGGUGAAAGAUGACCUGGACCUGCUUCGCCCCGCGGACAGCGCUGGCCCUUCAGAAGACAGGCCCGCCAAGAUGGGCCGAAAACUGAGCCUGGGCUCCGUCCUGGACAGGCCCAUCGAGGCCACGCACAGAAAGGUGGUGUCUUGGUUUGCGGACCACCCCAGUAGCCCCUUUGGGAUACACCGGCUGGUGGAGUUGGGCAAAAGCUCGGGGAAGAAGGCCGGGGACUGGUACGGUCCCUCCAUCGUGGCACACAUCCUACGGAAAGCUGUGGCAGCUUCGGCGGACCUCCCCAAUCUAGCUGUGUAUGUCGCACAGGAUUGCACAAUCUACCUGCAGGACCUGAGGCGGCUCUGUGAACAGCCACCUCCACACUCCUGGAAGUCUGUCAUCAUCCUGGUUCCCGUUCGACUUGGAGGACAAGACCUCAAUCCCUCCUACAUCUCCUGCGUCAAAGUAUUUAAACAGAGUUUGUAUGCAUUCGAAUAUAAACUCUUGCAGCUGCAAUGCUGCAUUGGAAUAAUUGGCGGCAAACCAAAGCACUCUCUGUUCUUCAUUGGCUACCAAGAUGACCAUCUGCUGUUCUUGGACCCUCACUACUGCCAGCCCACAGUGAAUACAACAAAGGAAAACUUUCCUUUGGAGUCAUUUCACUGCAAAUAUCCCAGGAAGAUGCCUUUCUCCCGCAUGGACCCCAGCUGUACCAUCGGCUUUUAUGCGGGGGGACAAAAGGAGUUUGAGUCCUUCUGCACAACUGUCGAUGAGGCUCUUUGUACAUCUGCUGCAACGUACCCCAUGUUUACCUUCGUAAAGGGAGAGAGUCAUGAGGACGGAGGCCACACGCCCGCACACACCGUCACCUAUCUAAAGAGGAACAAUGAAAUAAGGAGAGGCAACACCCGCAGCAGCAUCGAUGAGUUUGUUCUUCUGUGAACAGAAAAGGAUCAGACCCGUCUUGUCCUUUUUCCCCAUUUUUUUAAAUAUGUGAUUUUUGCACUCUUUGGCAACUACUGAGCAAAAUAGGGUAAUCAGCUUCCACAUGAAGUUUAGCUAAAAUAAAUGGUUCAGCUAUUAGUUGUGAUUCUACUGUGUCUAUAUUGCUGUUUAUUUUUCUCUUUGUAGUUUUAUUCUCUUUUGCAUCCCCCCACCUCCAUCUAUUGCAGCUAAAAGAGUGAAUUGGUUAAGAACAAAUAGUCACUUUGCACAACCUGUUCAAAUGUCUUGAGUGGUUCUUUACUUUAAGCUACUGUUAACAACAGAUCUGUGUUUCAGUUCAUGUUAGAGAAUGUGUUCACACUAAAAUGGGAAUCCCAAGAACAGGUGAUUCCUGUUAAUCCCAAUGAAGAAGGUUACCUCUUCUGAUGAAGAGACACACGUUAGAGCGAUGAAAUGAAUGUCAGACAAGUAUGCAGUUCAUAAUGUAAUUACAGUUACUCGACAAAUAUAUGUUUUGGAUUGUUUUCAACUCGUUUCUGAUCUGUAAAUCUCAUUAAAACAUGUUGAAAGA
Molecule: messenger RNA, 2190 nt
Organism: Menidia menidia (Atlantic silverside)
Lineage: Eukaryota; Metazoa; Chordata; Actinopteri; Atheriniformes; Atherinopsidae
Source: the annotation of a GenBank genome assembly